Molecule: messenger RNA, 420 nt
Organism: Penicillium coprophilum
Lineage: Eukaryota; Fungi; Ascomycota; Eurotiomycetes; Eurotiales; Aspergillaceae
Exons: 1
Coding region: 1-420 (139 amino acids)
Biological process (GO): mitochondrial respiratory chain complex IV assembly
Cellular component (GO): mitochondrial matrix
Source: RefSeq, a predicted model, not a curated record
AUGCCACCACAUCUACACCCUCGGUCACGGUCGACCACCGGCCUAUUCGCCGGCACCCUCCUCGCAUCUCUCCUCGUUGUCGGCAUGCCGCACGUCUUCCCUUGCCCGGCCCCACGACGCACCUUUGCCGAUUCGGAGAUGACCAUGACAGCCGACGGUCAACAAGUGCCACGCAUCCGACGUAGACGGCGGAAGGAUCUUGAAGUGGCCCCAGAGGGCACUCAGACGGGUCAGCCCACACCAGUCGUUGUGGACGAGGAGGUCUCGACAUUUCUUCAGAUGGAGGAGGAAGCAGAGAAACUCUCACACAUCAAUCGAGAAUGCCCCGUUCCUAAACCCAAGGGUGUUAUAGGGGAAUUGCUGGGCUUCCGAGCGAAUGCCCAGCAUCAGCCCACCACCUUGUCUGAGGGAGACCAAUAA